AUGGUGAACGCCCCUGAGAACGAGAAAGCGAAGCGCUACAUCCAGCAAUUGGACGAGGCCAGAUGUGCUGGACGAUGGGCCGAUGUGCCUGAGCUGUGCAGGAAGGUAGAGAAACACGCACCGCACCGGAAGUGCCUCACCACUACAGCCCGCUCCGAAACACAGAUAGCCGCCUAUAGUACCCAGCGCCCCUCGACUGCCUCCUCGACCGCUUCCGCUGGGCUGUCGCAGAUUGUCCCCUCCCUGCUUGCCGCCAUCGAUGAAGACAGCAGCCACGACCAAGAUGUCUUCCAGGCCACCGUGUGUAUUGCAUGGACGCACUACGUACUUGAUGAGCAUGCUCAGGCUGUAUCACGACUUCCAAAGGACUUUGGAGUCGUUGCAACAGAGCUGUCGGGCGAGGCAGGAGGCUCGCUACAUGGAUGGUCCCGGGUCUGCUUGGUAAAGGGCUCAUACAUUAGAGGUUCCGCCCUUGAAAAGACAGGCGCAGUCGGCGAGGCAGUCACAGCCUACUCGUCUAUAAUGCCAUGGCUGUCCAGCGCCAUUACACCCAGCACCGAAUCUGCCCAAUUCCACAUGUGGGGUGAACAUUCCAUUGUCCGACUCUGCCAGCUGUCCGACCAGUCUACAAGCACUGGCGAAAACGUCACCGCCUUCGAUGCCCUACGAACCUACCGGUACUGGGCCAAGUUCUGGGAUGCCUCGUCCAAGAACAAUACAACCGACAUAGCCGAUUCGGCACAGCACCGACGACUGGCAUGGAAAGCAUACUACGACUCGCUCUCCGUUAUCCUGCGUCGAAACCUUCCGUACGAGCCUGACUCUACGCCCGUCAUCGCAGAGAAGCCUUCUUCAAACCCUCGCUCUGACAUACGAUUGCGGCAACGAGCAGAACUCAAGCGAGUAGAAACUAUCUAUGAAAAUCUUCUGAUCAAGGAGACAAAGUUUCCCAAGGCCAGUGAAACCAAUCACGAAGUUGAAUCAUGGGUGGACUCUGUCAUGGACAACUGGCGCCUCCUCUGUGGCCCAACGUGGUCCGACGAGGAUCUUGGUGAAGGAGGCAAGGAGGGCGUUGCUCGAGGUGUAUUAGAUAUUCUCUACCGAGCAGCCACCAAGACAUAUCACUCUACCCAAAUACUGCGCAACUUGUUCGUCGUCCACGCAUCGCUCGCCGAGCCUGAGUUGGCGUACAAAGCCUACGAUGCUUACGUAGAGAUCAUCCAACGGAACAAGGACCGAGCUGAAAAGAGUGGGGAACCCGAAGCAGGUAUAGACGAUGACGGCACCGUCUUGCGAACGUCAGCAGAAGCCAUUAGGAUGCUUUGCCGCUGGGGAUCCAAGAAGGAAGCCGAAAAGGCGCUCGAGAUUGGCCACAGUAUCGAGCACUGGUUGGAACAGGCAGAACACCGUCGUGCGGCAAAGGGUGACGCGUCUGUUGCCUCGGCAGAACCAGUGGUCGAGCCCACGGCUCUAGCAGCAGCAUACUGCGCUAUCGGCGUGAGCCAAGCUCACUGGGCAAGGCUGACUUAUGAUGUUGAAACACGUUCAAGCAUCCAAACCAAGGCUGUACAGUACCUUCGUAAGGCGCUUUCACCACAGCUUGGCAACGAAAACAAUGUGGAUGCUCUUUAUGCUCUAGCAUUGGUGCUGGCAGAAGUGCGAGACAUUCCAGGCGCAAUCAAGAUUGCCAAACGUGCCUUGUCAUCAGGCGCUAAAGGUACCGCAAUCAGUACUGACGGAGUGCUUUCCGAUGGUAUUACCAGCGAGUUUGGCCGAGAGCGCAAGUUGAUGCCAGUAUGGCACCUUCUUGCUUUGUUGCUGACAUCACGAUCUGACUUCGCUGCGGCCGAGCGAGCUUGCGAAGCGGCUUUCGAGCAAUUUGGCGAUCCCACCGUUAUGUUCGGCCUUGGUGACUCAGGCGCCUACCGUAGUGAGCAUCUGAACGAUGCUGUUGGCCAAGAUAACCCGGACUCGGGCGUCGUAGAUCGCAUGGAGCGCUUUGAGAAGAGCAAUAUUUUGCAGAUUAAGAUGACGCAGUUGGCGCUUCUCGAGAUCACAGAUGGUGCCACUGCAGCCGUAGAUGGAUGCGAUGAAUUGCUGGCGUUAUAUGGUCGACUUUUCGGCGACCCAACGGCAGAUGUGAUCAAGCCGCCAACUCCUGUUGCAGCUUUGGCGCCACCCAAAACUGCCAUUGGUACCGGGCGAGGGAGCAUCUUUCGGGGGAGAGGCUCGGUCAGGGUACAGCAAGACAACGCCGCUCGCAACGCAUCCGCUGUCAGCGCGAAAACAGCCACCACACAGCCAGAUCAGGCUCCAGCUAUCCAAGUAACCAACAAUGAAUCUGCGGCAGAUCCCAAUUCCCAUUAUCGACAUCUCUUUCAUCACAAGCAUGAAGAUGGACAGGCUGGUGUUACGCGAACUGCCAGCAAAUUGCAGAAGCGGCGUUCACGUUCGGCUAGUCUUGGCAAAGCCUCUAUCCCAGAGACUGACCUAGCCCAAGAAGUUCCACCGCUGCCAGGAACUGGGGUUGAUGGCUCUGCUCUACCUAGUGCUUCCAAAAAGUCCAAUGAGAACGGAGAGAGACCUCUACGAUCUAUCCCUCAUAAUCUUGAACAUUCCACUCCACCGCUAGCGCACGACCACCCCCCUAGGCAAGAUAUGCGUUUGCCUUCUGCGCUCCCGCGUGCAGACUAUGUGCCUUCCGAUCCUUACUUUUCGAAGAUCCAAGAGCGUCGACAAAAAGUCUCAUUACUAGUCAGUAUAUGGAUCUUCAUCUCACGGCUAUAUGCAAGGGCACACAUGUUCCAGGAUGCAAGAGAAGCUGUAGCAGAGGCAUUAAAGUUGGUGGAGACGUUUGAGGCAGAGGUAUCUGUAGAGUCAGCCACAGCAAAGGCACUUGCAGACAAGGGAUGGGGCAGUGGGAAGAGUGUGGAAGAGCUAUGGGCCGACGUAUUUGCUACGCGCGGAGAGCUGCUCGUUGCUCAAUCAAUGCCCCAUGAGGCUCGCGCAGACUUUGAACGAGCUCUACAACAUUUCCCCGACCAUCCUGAAGGUAUUGUGGGUUUAUCAAACAUACUUUUGGAUAUCUACAAUGAGGCAAUACCCCUGGAGCCGGUCAAUGUUGCAGCAGCACUAUCUUCGUCCCGGCCAACCACGGCCGCUUCCGUUCAAACCAGUCCGUCCAUCACAAAGUCGCAAUAUCUUACCUCGCACACCCCUUCCGCUGAGAAUCAGCUCUCUCCGCCCGAGUUGACUCGUCUUGCAGCGCGUGAUCGUGCUUUUGGGCUGCUCUCAACCCUCACCAAACUUGGCGCUGGCUGGGACUACUCGGAGGCAUGGUACGCGCUGGCCAGAGCUUACGAGGAGAGCGGACAGAUUGAAAAGACAAAGGAAGUCCUUUGGUGGUGCGUGGAACUCGAAGAUACGCAUCCUAUGCGAAGUUGGCAGAGUGUAAAUACUGGCGGCUUUGUUCUGUAG
This is a messenger RNA of Bipolaris oryzae ATCC 44560, 3477 nucleotides long. RefSeq lists its product as uncharacterized. Gene Ontology annotation, molecular function: protein binding. The record is from RefSeq and is a predicted model, not a curated record. The transcript is spliced from 6 exons. NCBI's taxonomy places the organism in Eukaryota, Fungi, Ascomycota, Dothideomycetes, Pleosporales, Pleosporaceae. Bases 1 to 3477 code for a protein of 1158 amino acids.